GGUCUGUGAAACAGGAAAGUUUAAGAAGGAAAAAGAAGCCUUCAAGACGAAAACUUGUUUUCUGUUGUUUGCACUUUCCAAUUCUGAAGGUUGAUAUUAUAUUCAGUCUUAUUUUUACAAAUAAUUGUAAUACUUGGAAUAUGUUCAUACAUUAACGCCUAGGCAUUUCAAAGUAGUUAUAGUUGAAAAUGGCCACCACCUUGUUUGAUAGUCCAUUCAUUCGUCAAAGAUUACAUCGUUUGCGGCGAACUGACUACGACUUUGACGAAGAUCAGAGAUUCGGACGAUGUGACUGUACAAGUUAUUCAUAUUUUGUACUUUCAAUGGUGCUAUUUUCUGUCGGGACUGUGAUAACGGUUCUAGCUUUAGGAGAUGCUGAUGGAUAUAUACUUCAUAAUUUAGGGCACAUGUGGCUAGUGGGACCAAUCUUUAUAUGUUCUGGAAUGAUGGUUGCAGUAAAAAGUAUGCUUUAUUUGCGGAGAAAAAGUGUAAUACAAAUGCUUCUCCAUCGACGUGAACUUAUCCGAGACAUGGCAAUAGUGCAAGCCGAACAAGCGUAUACUGGACAAGUACCUAGGACUGCUUCAAACACCACAUUACCUCCGUCAUACGAUGCUCUACUAGCCAACGCUACUACCAGUAAACCUCAAUCAUCCAGCUCUGACGCACCUCCCCCAACAUAUGAUGAAGCAAUGUACCUCAUUGGUGGUGACAAAUUGGAGAUUGAAAUAAAAAAUGAUGUUAGUGCUAAACAAGAAACAAGCAAUCAAUUAACUGAUUCUACUGAUAGUUCCAAACCAUGAGUUAGGUAUAUUUAUAUAUUAAAUGUGUUCAAUUGGCCCUACUAUACAGUUUUAAGAACAAGCAUGAAUGAGACGAACUGUUAAUUGUAAAUUUUGGUCUCAACCAUAAGGCCUGACUAUUUGUUAAAUAAUAAAAAAUUUUAAACAUUGAAAAAACUCGAACAUGAAUUUGUAUUAAAAAGACAAGAGAUGAGAAAUGGAUUGAAUGAAGAACUGUUCAUUUUUAAGUAAAAGUACUGAUUGCUUGCUUAUGCUUAAAGGCAUUUAAUAUUCUCUCUUUUAGUUAGAAACAGAGUUGAUUCAAGUGAAGAUGUAUUACGAUCUGUUUUAUAUUAUUAAUCUUCUUUUACUUAGUAUUCUGUCAUGCUAUCAAGAAAUGCAGUAAAUGGAUAAACUUGCUACUGCAUUUUUUGGUAUUACUACAGGCAUACAAAUUUCAUUUGUUUUGAUCUAAAGAUAACUAUCCACAUUUUAUGGCUGCAUAUUUGAGCACUAGUGAAAAGGCUGCCUCAUGAGCAGCAUCACAAUG
Messenger RNA from Diatraea saccharalis (sugarcane borer), 1332 nucleotides. NCBI's taxonomy places the organism in Eukaryota, Metazoa, Arthropoda, Insecta, Lepidoptera, Crambidae. The record is from the annotation of a GenBank genome assembly.